CGAAAUACUACUACUUGUUCGGCGGUAACCCUAGCAUAGGAGAGAGAGAGAAAGAAAGCAAUUGAAGAAAAGUAUCGAAGAUGAGAGGAAGAAGCUACACUCCAUCGCCUCCACCACGUUACAGCAGAAGAGGAGGUGGAGGAGGAGGAGGAGGAGGACGCAGUCCAAGUCCCCGUCGCCGUUACGCCCCCCGUGAAAGUGAUCUACCUACCAGUCUUCUUGUUCGUAACCUUCGCCAUGACUGUAGGCCUGAAGAUCUUCGUAGACCCUUUGGUCAAUUUGGUCCUCUCAAAGACAUUUAUCUCCCCAAAGAUUAUUACACUGGACAACCCCGUGGGUUUGGUUUUAUCCAAUUUGUGGAUCCUGCUGAUGCUGCAGAUGCUAAAUAUCAUAUGGAUGGUCAAGUUCUUCUUGGUAGGGAGCUGACUGUUGUUUUUGCUGAGGAGAAUCGAAAGAAGCCUACUGAGAUGAGGGUCAGGGAGAGAAGUGGUCGGUAUUCUGAUCGAAGGAGGACUCCCCCACGUUAUUCUCGUUCACCCCGCUAUUCCAGGUCUCCACCUCGUCAUAGAACUCACUCCCGCAGCCGUGACUAUGAUUCCCCUCCUCCUAAACGAAGGGAAUAUUCAAGAUCUCUAUCACCUGAGGAUAGAAGGCACAGUAGAGAAAGAUCACACCACAGCAGGGAGAGGUCAUACUCACGCUCUCCACUCAAUAAUGGGGAUGCAAGAAGCCGUAGUCCGAGUCCAGAGAAAGGCCCAGUGCUGAGCAGAAGUCCAAGUCCAAACCGUGAAGGCAGGGAAUCAGCCCGCAGUAGGUCCCCCAGUCAGUGACAAUGGAAGGCGAAUCCUUAGACAAUUAGAUGCUUGGUUUUGUUUGAGUAUUCAGCAAAGACUUGCAUGUGUUGUUUCCUCCACUCUGAUACAAUGGAUUAGGAUUUUAAUUUGUUGUUUCAUAUAUAUCAGAGUUGUUUGUUGCUUGAAUUAGAAGUUGCAUUAGUGCUAUUGCUGGAUGUUGUUUUGAAAUUUGUCACAAUGUUUCAUCUAGUUUUAGUAGGAUAUAUAUUUAUAUUGGUAUGAGAUUUUCUGUA
Messenger RNA from Lathyrus oleraceus (garden pea), 1087 nucleotides. Its product is annotated as serine/arginine-rich SC35-like splicing factor SCL33. The record is from RefSeq and is a predicted model, not a curated record. Gene Ontology annotation, molecular function: RNA binding. The transcript has 5 exons. Bases 81 to 830 code for a protein of 249 amino acids. Lineage: Eukaryota; Viridiplantae; Streptophyta; Magnoliopsida; Fabales; Fabaceae.